This is a messenger RNA of Actinia tenebrosa (Australian red waratah sea anemone), 1658 nucleotides long. RefSeq lists its product as uncharacterized. Lineage: Eukaryota; Metazoa; Cnidaria; Anthozoa; Actiniaria; Actiniidae. The record is from RefSeq and is a predicted model, not a curated record.
CAGGUCAACCAGAAAAGAUGGAGAAUGCAUACAGAGUUGAACUGCAAGGCGAUUUGAUUGGAGUUAAAUUAGUUAAAARUAAGUCUUUCGAGCCAGAAGGUUUACCAAUGGAAUCUGUAGUUAAUUUAGGAGACUCCAGCAACGAUCCAGAGAGGAUUGAUGAAAUAGCUGAAGGCGAAGAUGAUGAUCCUAUGGAUGAGAAUGAAGAAGAAGAGGAAGAGGAAGAAGAAGAAGAGGAAGAAGAAGAGGAAGAAGAAGAAGGAGUUGAUGAUAAUUUAACGACUUCUAGAGCAAGGAAGAAGAAAAACCAGAAAUUCAUAUUUUCGUUGAAGCAAAGAAGUUGGUUUAUAGACAAUUUCACAUAUUCAUCAGGUUCAUUUGUCUCAAAACAAGAAAUUGCAUCAGGGUUUUURAAAGCACACCCUGAAUCAAGACCUUUGCCAGUUGCUACAAUAGGCAAAAUAGUCAAGGUCAUAUGGGGAAACAAUAUUAGACACACAAGAAGAAGACUGCACAAUCCUCCUGACGAUAAAAGAAGAAAAGCUGGGUAUUUAAAUCUGAUGAGAAAAACAAUUAAUCAAGAUCAAGUAGCCAAACUGUCUCAAUCAAUCUUUUGUCUGCCAUUAUCAGACCUCUUAAUCCCAGGCUGGACAGUAGAAACGUUUCUUUCCCCAUUUGGUAUUAGAUACCGAAAAGCCCUACAACAACUUUAUGUUGAUAAACAUGCAGCUAUACUAGAAGUCUACUUUAGUUUGCAUGAGGAACAUACAGGAGAGAAAAACAUUAAUGAUGGUAAAGUUGCCAAUCAAAAUGAUGAUGAGAGAAGCUGUAAUCCCAGGGGUAUUCAAUCUGAUCUUGAUAACUYUAAUACUGCUAGCAGUUAUAGCAAUGCAGAUAGUGACACCAGCAACACAGUGGAUCCAAUGAGAACACUAUGUGCCAAUAUACUAUGCAAUGGCCAAGUAAUUAGUGCACAAGAUUUAGACAUAUGGGAUAACAAAAGUGUUCCCACUUUGGGGAAAGUGAAAUCCCUUUUGGAAGUUCUUAAUAACUCCAAAAUCUGUUUGGGUUGUGAUGUAAUGGAAUCUUGGAGAUCUGUUGGUAUUGAGCGUCUUAAUCCAAAGGAAAAMGUUGUGGUGGUACACAAAUCUUUUGAGGAUAUUCUUUCAAACAAGGGAAAGAAAAGCCUUAUUUCCACUGAUUGCAAAAUAUUAUUACCACCUCUACAGGGUUGCUGCGAAAAUUGCAAACAGAUAUUUAAUGUSGUAAAAAUGAGGGAAAGCAGAUUUCAAAACUGCAAUCAUAAAAUUGACAUCUACAAAAAUAAUUCCAAAAUGACAAGAGCAGAACUGGAAGAAAAGAUAAAGAGGCAAAGCACAGAAAUAGCAAAAUAUAAAAGCAGGGAGAAACGGUUACAACAAAAAUUAUCAGAGGUUAAUGGUACAGAUUCUGAAGCCUAAUCUACAGAUAGCGAUAGCUCAGCUGCAGAUGAAGAGUAAGCUGAAUUUGAGAGUUGAAUGAUGGAGAGAAAAAAGAAAUAAAAAAAACAUAUUUCAAAAAAUUUAGAUGUGUUGAUUUGUGUUGGCAAAGGAUUUUGGAAUUCUUUUCCUUCACAUUAAGGCUUCAAAUAAAGUUUUUUGCCACUUCCCAGGAUUUAA